Linum trigynum is the source of this 3669-nucleotide messenger RNA. The record is from the annotation of a GenBank genome assembly. NCBI's taxonomy places the organism in Eukaryota, Viridiplantae, Streptophyta, Magnoliopsida, Malpighiales, Linaceae.
AUGGCGGUGGAUACGAACUUCGCAUCCCUAUUCGAAAAGCUGAAGGUGGAAGAUGCGUGGCUUCCUCCUUCUACCUGGGAGUCCAUCCCUUCGCAAAAUGCUGCCUCCCGUCGCUCACACUCCGGCCACCUUGAUUCGUCCAGCUCGCCUCCCCUCGUUUCUUCCGUCUCGGAGACAAGUUUGGUGAGGUUAGCGUUGAAUGCUAUGCAAGGAGUUGCAUCAGCUCUCCUAAGCAUUGAGAAGCUCUCUGUCGCCUUUUACUCAGACUCUGCUGAUAGAACCUACCACAGAAUUCCCAGUCUAUGGAGUCGUUCUUCAAGCACUCAAGCUAUGGGAAAGAUUCUCAACUCAAUCGGCUGCUUUGGAUGUUUGGUUUUUCUUCUCAGGAAAUUUGUUGAUCAUUUCACUUGUUUGAGCUCUGAAACAUAUUCACCUGGAAGGAAACAUGGUUUUCCUAAUGUGGUUGCCGAAGGGAGUGGCUGCUAUGGUAAUACAGGAGAUGUAGACUAUCCUCCUUACAGUUUAGUGAAUCAAGCAUUUGCAGUUGCUGUUGGCAAGGUUUUAGAAGGGUACAUCUGUAGUUUAAAUACAGUAUGUGCUUCAGUGGGUUUAAGGCAUUCAUCAAACGCUGGGGCUCCCUUGGUUCUGUCAUCUGAAGGGACAGCUCCUCUCACCAGUGUGGUGCACCCUGAAGUUACCCUGCUGGAAAUUUAUCUGCACACUAAGGAACUGAGAACAAGGAUUGAAGCUCUUGGGAACAUCUGCAAUCUACACAGUAUAGCGCUAAGCUUCUCUGUCUCUUCAUUUGAAGAGUUAGGUGCAAAAGCAAAUUCAGAAUUUAUCAAUUUCCACAGAGGAGGCAAUCUUCUUAGUCACUUGUAUGGACAACUACAGGUUGCUGAUCCUGGUCAUUGCACUCUCCUCAAGUUCCUCUUUCUUCGGUCAUUUGAACCAUAUUAUGGAUUUAUAAGGUCCUGGAUAUUUAAGGCUGAGAUCACUGACCCAUAUAAGGAAUUUGUAGUGGAAUAUGUGGGUAGUUUGGAGCCUCACCCAUAUGGUAACGUUGGAAUGCCUAUUGAAUUACCAUUGCCAAGUAUCAAGGAGCGAGAUGGAGUUUCUGUGCCUUGUUUCCUCAAAGACAGUUUGAGUCCAAUAAUCAGAGCUGGUCAGCAGCUCCAAGUACUGAAGAAAUUGCUUGAGUUUUGUGCUUAUGUUGGCUCAGAUGAUCAUACAUAUGAUGACUUUCUCCCCAGCUGGAAUGGAUAUUCAAGUAAUCAUAUGUUUUGCACAACUCCGCUGACUUUCAGCAAGGGAUAUUUAGAAGAAAUGGUAAUUGCAAGGAACAACUACUAUGUAAACAUGCAGGAUAAAAUUGAAAAGCUGCUGAGUGGAUUGGAACUUAGAUACCAGCAGGUGGCACCUCGUGUGUUUGGACCUGUAUUUCUCGAGAGAGACAAUGGAAGUGUACAAAAUGUUGACAUGGAAGACAGGGCUGUCGAUCGUGUUGAUUCUGAAUUCUCCCAUAUGAAGGUGGAAAACCAAGAAUUUGAUUUCCUGGAUGCAUCUGAGGUUUCAGAAUGUUCCUCUGCCAGUGAUUCCGAAGAGGAGAGUAAUUCUGAGCUGAUCAGGAGUGAUUGUGUUAUUCAGGAUCAAAGAUAUCUAUCUGCUUUGAGGUUUUCUAAGUGUAGUACUACUGACAGUCCAUUACCUAAGCCGACAAGAGUCGAACAACCCCUUCUUGUGGACAGCAAGUCGCAUGUCGUUUUUGAGAAGACACAAUCAAUGGAUUACAUGAGUUUGUUUCAAAAUGAAACACCUGCAGGAAACUUGUCGGUGUCUUCUUAUAUAUGGACAGGCAGAGGCUCAUGUAUCACUGAUAGACUACACACAGCUUGUGCAACUGAGAAUCGGUGGUUACAUGGACUUGCAAACAUCUCUGGUUAUAGUGAGCAACAUAACUCUUCUCUGGAAUACCAAACGAAUAGGGAAACUUUAAGUGGAGGUCCGCCACUAUUUACAAAGAGGAUGUGCACUAAGAAUGGUUUGAUAAAGGAAGUCUUGGGCAAUGUUUUGGAUACAAAUGACAACCCUGCUUCAGGAAUCUCUGGUAUUCUGCCCUGGGAGACCCGUUACGGAUCUGAUUUUCUUAGUGGAACCCCAAUGUGGGGGAAACUUAAGCACUUUCAUCUGUGGAGCAAACCAUUAGAUGCUAGAUUAUUAGCUUAUUUUAACUUUUCAACUGUGGUGGAUCCUUGUACUGCGUCCCUGGAGAAGGUAGAUAGCAAUGCAAUACUUGAUUCACGGUCUCAAUUUCCAUCAUCUUCCAAUGAUCCUCUUGCCAGUAAAAUCAGACACGAGAAACAAAAACACUUUGGUGAAGAUGACGUGAUACUUAAUAAUUAUGCUGAAGUGCCUUCUGCUAGCUCGCCUGCAAACUUGAAAGAGCACAAUCAAGCUGGCAGAGUACCUGCAGAUGUUUGUGGUGGUAAUAGUUGGGAGAAGCUGCUUGGUAGUUCUCAUUAUACUGGCAAUGCAAGUUCUGGAGGCCACAGGGAGAGUGCACCGGGUGUGUUUCGGAUUCCACUUGAUUUUAUUGUUGACAAAUGUCUCGUGCAGGAAAUCUUGCUCCAGUAUAAGUAUGUCAGUAAGUUGGUUAUCAAGAUGCUGGAAGAAGGGUUCGGAUUGCAAGAGCAUUUGCUAGCAAUGAGGCGAUACUUUUUCAUGGAAUCAGCAGACUGGGCGGAUUUGUUUAUCAUGUCCCUUCAGGAUCAUAAAUGGUCUGUUAUGGAGGUGGAUCAAAAAGUCCCAGAGAUUCAAGGAAUCCUUGAGUUGUCACUUCAAAGGUCCUCUUGUGAGAGAGAUCCUAACAAGGAUCGGCUAUUUGUGUACACAAAAGGACGUGGUUUAAUGCUUUCAUCUGCAGUUGGAGUCAAUGCCCUUGACUUUCUUGGUUUGGGUUACCGAGUAGAAUGGCCAAUCAGUAUCAUUUUGACCCCAAGAGCUUUGAAAAUGUAUGCUCUCAUAUUCAGUUUCCUGAUGAAAGUGAAGCUCGCUGCUUCAUCUCUGACGGACAUAUGGUGCUCCUUGAAGGUUGUCAUUCAAUUGAUCAGUAAAAACCGCCAUUCUGCUCUAUACCACCAGGAAUUGGGUCAUUGGAAUAUGCUGAUAAAUAUGAGGCAUAAGCUAAAUCAUUUUGUGUCCACCAUACAACAAUACGUGCAGUCCCAGCUCUCGCACGUAUCUUGGUGCAGGUUUCUUCAGUCUCUGAAGCUUAAGGUCAAAGAUAUGAUGGAUCUGGAGCUAGUGCACAUGGCAUACCUAACUGAUUCUCUGCAUAUAUGUUUCCUCUCCGAUGAAUCACGGCAGGUAGCUGGCAUCAUCGUAAACAUGCUGCAAUGUGCCUUGGAUUUCCGGUCUUGUGUUAUAGGUGGCAUGAGGGAUGUACGAGUGGAUCAGGCAAGCUCGCCCAACAGCCGACUUUCUGGGAUAAGUGUCCCACAGGUGAUGGCAAUAAAGCGGAAGUUUGAGAGCAACCUGAAAGAACUGCAUCUUUGUUAUCUCAAGUCUCCCAAGCACGGAGAUGCUGGGCUUUCCUGCUUCUGGGGACAUCUAAACUACAACAACUACUACUCAUAUUUGGACAGCGAGAUGGGCCUGCUUCCAUUCUAA